GUGAGGCGAGGGAAAAAUGGCGGCGGGAGCUGCCGCUGCUGCAGGAGCACCGGGAGACGCGGCGGGGCCGCAGCGGGCGGCGGAGGCGCUGAGGAGCCCCUGAGUCGGGGACGGGGCAGGCGCCCUGCGUGGCAGCGGGGAGGCGGCGGGGCCCAUGUGCGGUGGGGGCGGCACCACCUCUGGCCGGUCUCCACCCGCAGAAGCACCGCCAGGAGGCACCGCAGACGGGUGAAGGUGAAGGAAGAGGAGGAGGAGGCCGACUAGGGCCGGCUGGCCGAGCGACAGCGGCGCCAAGAUGAAGUUCGCCGAGCACCUCUCCGCGCACAUCACCCCGGAGUGGCGGAAGCAGUACAUCCAGUAUGAGGCUUUUAAGGAGAUGCUGUACGCAGCUCAGGACCAGGCACCAUCGAUAGAAGUCACAGAUGAAGACACCGUGAAGAGAUAUUUUGCCAAGUUUGAAGAGAAAUUCUUCCAAACCUGUGAGAAGGAACUUGCCAAAAUCAACACUUUUUAUUCAGAGAAGCUUGCGGAAGCUCAGCGCAGGUUUGCUACCCUACAAAAUGAGUUGCAGUCAACUUUGGAUGCGCAGAGAGAAAAUAGCGGUCUUACCGCACUGCGGCAGCGUAAAAAGCCUGUCUUCCACCUGUCCCAUGAGGAGCGUGUUCAGCAUAGGAACAUCAGAGACCUGAAACUGGCCUUCAGUGAGUUCUACCUCAGCCUCAUCCUGCUGCAGAACUAUCAGAAUUUGAAUUUCACGGGAUUCCGUAAGAUCCUGAAGAAACAUGACAAGAUACUGGAGACUCCCCGAGGUGCAGAUUGGAGAGUGGCACAUGUCGAAGUGGCCCCAUUCUAUACUUGCAAGAAGAUCAAUCAGCUCAUCUCUGAAACGGAGACGGUGGUAACCAACGAGUUGGAAGAUGGAGACCGACAAAAAGCCAUGAAGCGGUUACGUGUCCCGCCACUGGGAGCAGCUCAGCCUGCGCCGGCAUGGACUACCUUCAGAGUCGGGCUGUUCUGUGGCAUAUUCAUUGUGCUGAAUGUUACUCUCAUACUUUCAGGUGUAUUUAAUGUGGAUAUAGAUAAUGUGUGGCCGCUCAUAAGAAUCUACCGAGGUGGCUUUCUCCUGAUCGAAUUCCUCUUUCUCCUUGGCAUCAACACAUAUGGUUGGAGGCAGGCUGGAGUGAAUCAUGUCCUCAUCUUUGAACUCAACCCUCGCAGUAACUUGUCCCAUCAGCAUCUUUUCGAGAUUGCUGGAUUCCUUGGGACAUUGUGGUGCCUGAGCUUACUGGCAUGUAUAUAUGGUAGAACCACCCCUAUUCUUAUGCAGGUGAACCCACUUAUCCUGUAUGGAUUCAUGUUGCUGUUUCUCAUUAAUCCCACCAAAACGCUCUACUACAAGUCCCGUUUUUGGCUGCUCAAACUCUUGUUCCGAGUGUUCACGGCCCCUUUCCAUAAGGUGGGCUUUGCGGAUUUCUGGCUGGCUGAUCAGCUCAACAGUCUGGCUGUGAUAUUGAUGGACCUGGAAUACAUGAUCUGUUUUUACAGCUUUGAGCUCAACUGGGGGGACAAAUGGGCCGAUCCAGGUCCUAAGAUUUGCAACUCCUACGCCUACGGUGUUCGAGCCGUUGUUCAGUGCAUUCCUGCUUGGUUGAGAUUUGUCCAGUGCCUGCGCCGAUACCGUGACACCAAACGGGCCUUUCCCCACCUGAUCAAUGCUGGCAAAUAUUCCACCACCUUCUUUAUGGUGACUUUUGCCGCCCUCUACAGCACUCAUAAAGAUCAGAAACACAUUGACCAUCGAGUGUUCUUCUACCUGUGGAUCGUCUUCUAUUUUAUCAGCUCCUGCUACACUCUUAUCUGGGACUUGAAGAUGGAUUGGGGUCUCUUUGACAAGAAUGCUGGUGAAAACACGUUCUUGCGGGAGGAGAUUGUCUACCCACAAAAAGCCUACUACUAUUGUGCCAUUGUUGAGGAUGUGAUACUACGUUUUGCAUGGACUAUCCAGGUGUCCAUCACCACCAUGGAGAUUUCCCCAUAUGCCUCAGACAUCGUUACCACUGUUUUUGCACCACUUGAGGUUUUCCGGCGGUUUGUGUGGAAUUUCUUCCGACUGGAGAACGAGCACCUAAACAACUGUGGCGAGUUCCGUGCUGUCCGGGACAUUUCGGUGGCGCCGCUGAACGCAGACGAUCAGACUCUGCUCGAACAGAUGAUGGACCAGGAAGAUGGUGUCCGAAACCGCCAGAAAAACCGGGCGUGGAAGCGUAGCCAGAGUGUGUCCUUGCAUCGACCCCGACUUGCUUCACAGUCCAAGGCUCGAGACACCAAGGUGUUGAUAGAAGACACAGAUGAUGAAGCAAACACAUGAAACGUCUACAGAGCCUAGUUCCACAUCCCUUGUUCUCUCUUGCUUUACUACCCUCCCCCCAACCAAUCCAACCUCUGGUACAGUUCCAGCUGAAUACAGGAGAAAAAUCUGAAUACACUUUCUGAGCUCUUCCGGACCGGAUCCUAUGGACUCCAGCAAGCUCACUGUGUUUUCUUUUGUUUUCUUCUGGUUUUUUAAUUUUGAUUUUCCUUGUGGGUUUUUUUUUUCAAUUUAGAAAAAAAAACUUCGUUUUUGCCAAUCAGAAGGACAUUUAAGGAAGGAACUGUCUUAAAGAUUGUUUACAAUCUCAUCGAAGGACAAAUAAUCUGGAUGAAGAACAAGCGUUGUCGUAGGGAUUCCCUGAUGGGACUCUGCCGAGAACUCGCUCGGUCUCUGCUCAGUCCAGUUUUGACUGGUUGAAACUGGACCUGCAUUUUUAACUCUGGCUCAUAUUCUCUCUCUCUCUCUCUCUCUCUUUCUGUCCCUCCCUUUUUUGUUGGUUUAUCUUCCUUCAUAUCUAGCGCCAAGGCACUCACUGCACUUGCCGGAAAAGUGCACUUAGAGCAGUACCUUCAUUCACGAAGCUACUUUUUAAUUUGAUGUAACUUUCUUAAAUAACUUUUUGGGGAAAAUGUGACGUUAUUUGUUGCACAUAGUUUUCACCACUAUUUAUGAUAGCUAACAACCAAUUCAAGAAAGGUUUGAAAGUCCUGUGCAAUGAAGACAGCAACUCUCUAAAGACCAGGCGAGUGGUGGGGGAAGGGGGUCGGAGUUGUAGUUCCUGGAUCGCUCUUGAGAGGUCGAACUCUCCAAAAUACCUCUUGGGUGAGAGAGCUUGCACUGGUUUGACCUGGCAUGUUAUUUUAUUUUAAGCCAAAGUUUCUCUGAUUGGUUUUAUUUGCUGCUGGUGGUCCUUCAGGAACCCGGGCACCUUUUGGUUUUUAGCCAGAUCAUCCUCAUCUUUCUUUCUCUCUCUCUCUCUCUCUCUCUCUCUCUCACUCUCUGUUUGUAAUGUGGCUGUGCAGAAAAAAAAACCUUGACCAAUGACCUUUUUAGAUUUAGACCUGGCUUAGAAAGGUUAGUUACAGCGAAAAUGCUGUGCAGUCCUCCAGACAAAAAAGAGCUUUAGUUUGGUGGUUGAGAGUGGCUUUUGUUCCAACGAGCGGAGUCUCUAGGGCAUCGUCCCUCCCAUUUUUUAAAUAGGGAGCUACUGCACUGUUCUGUUACUUCGGCUGGGCCAUCGAUGGAGAACUUGGAAGUGAGGGAGGGAGCAAGCUGCCUUGCCUUGGGAGUAUGAGGCGAGGUGCACAGCAGCCCCACUUGGGGGUCAGCCAGACCCCUCCAGAGUUUGUCACUUAGAUAAGUUAGACAUUACGUAGUGACUGCAAGACCGAGGAAGUUGAUAUUGCAAUAGAAAGGGCUUUUUACCGCUUUUUUUAAAAAAACAAAACAAAAACAAAGAAAAACUCUUUUGCCUGACUUUGGCAAAGACUUGUCUGACAAUCACUGACCAAGGACAUCCUCAGGUUAGCUUUUGUUUCCUUUUUUUAAAGACCGAUCCCCCCCCCCCCCCGGCCCCUCCGUUCCCUUACCUAGAUCCUGAUUUCCCAGUUUAGUGCUAGGUCUGUCUUCUUCAAGCAUGACGACUUCUGGGACUUCUAAUUGGUAGGCAACAGCUGUAUAGUUUUAGCAAAUUCAGUAGGGAAAAAAAUGGCAAUUCAAAAAAAUAAAAUCCCAGAGCCCGUAGGAUAGAACAGCAGCAUGAAUGUCAAAGGCGCCCGUCCCCACCCCACCCCACUCACCCUGCCUAGUCGCAAGCCUGCGUUGUGUAUGCUAAGCGUUCGUGCUUAACGUUAGCAAAUGAAAUCUUAUUUGUGCUGUUACACAGUGUGUGCGUGUGUGAAGUUAACACCAUAUACUGGGGGGAACUGCUUCAGGUUUCUUUAACUCGGUCUCUUUAUCCAGGAUUUGGUUUUUGCUGCAAGAGCUGCGGCAUCUCUUUAUUUUUUUAAAAAGCUGAUUGCAGUUUGUUGCUGGUUCCUUUCUUUCCAGGAGCCCUCUUGGGUCUGUCAUCAGAGGCACCCUAUUAAACAAAGAGGACUCUUUGUUCUUACAAUCGGGUCCCCAUUCAAUUAGUUAUUCCCCACCUAUCUUCCCAGGCCAUUCACGAGACUUAUUCUAUGGGGCUUAUGUGACUGUGUAUAUAUAUUGUUGAAGAAACUAUAUAUAUAUAUAUAUAUAGUUUCUUCAACGAUAUGUAUUAUGUGCCUCUAGCCCAGAGGAACUGAAGGAUAUCUAUUUUAUUCUGAGCAAAAGCAAAAGAAUUCAAAACUGAAGGGUGACUGCAGGUCGGGGCUUCUUCUUAGUCAAGAGAGUCAGAAAGUGAAUCUUGGGCUCACUUGUAAUGUCGAGAGGCUGUAUGCUGCCGCCAUGUCCUUCUACUCCAACCACUGUGGAAAGAUAAUGCUGUAUCAUUGAUUACUAGGAGUUAUAUUAGUCCUUUCAGUCCAGAGUCAUUUAGUAUUCCUAAAUCAGGCUGUUCCACUAUCUAAAUAAUUGACCAGUUGGGAAUCCUGCAAAUCUGCCCUUCUUGGAUAGCCUCUCAUUUCCCUCCUUACUGGAUUCCACCAGAGCGUUGCAGUUUGGCCUUGGACAAGAACAGGUGCGCCUGCACCAGGGUGUCUGCAGUGAAGAGAGGAUUGCUCUGUUUUCAUUCUUCGAUUCAUUCUUAGUUUUGUUUCGUAACUCAUAAAAUUGCAACUGAUUGCCAGCAGCUUUCCGGUUGGUCGUGAAUGGAUCGCUGCCCGUGACUCUUGAAGAAUAAACAGCAUCUGCCUGUGAACUGAAUAAGGUGUGAAAGGAACGGCACCUCCGCCAUGGGGUGCCUGCCAGUCCGUUGGAGUCCAGUGCCGCUUGCAACUUGUUCUAGCCCAGAGUAUUCAGUGUCAGUUAUUCUCGUUUGUGUAAAAGAACGAGACAAGAGUUAGGAUUAAUCAGAAGAAUCAUCCUAAUAGUAGAAAAUCCUUCUCAUCCACUAAAUUCAGGUAGGAUAAAGAGAAUGGACCAAGGCUGGAGAUAGAGUUGAAAAUGGCAUGAGAAGGUUAUCGUUCCCUUUUGGUGUGCCUUUUUUUAUCAAUCACUGGUGUCCCUUCUGAUCAACAAUUUUCAAAGUACUACAGAAGCAAGUUGCCAUGGAUACUAGAAUACCUGUUUCAUUAUACCACGAGUGCUUUGUAAAAAGCUGUUGUCUGUCUCCAAUCCAUGUAAUUCAUUUUAGACCAGUGGAAACACUGGUAGGCUCAGACACUGUGCUGCAGGACAACCUGACUGGCUGUCCAUUGCCUUCAUUUCAUUGAUCAAACUCUAGAACCAAACAAGAACCCCCCAAAUCACUGUCAGGGCAUUGGUGUGAAAGAUGCUACGGAACGGCCCAAACUUUGGGGAGCAGCAAUCUCCUGUCAGUGAGCUGGAUGUUCUUUUGUCUUGACAGCCACUGCAAACAUCCUAAGGAAUGGCGGAUUAUAGAGUCGAGUAAUUUUUACUUUCAUAUGUUUUGGGCAAAUAUGGUUUUUGCAGGUUUCACCAAAGUAGGGAGUUCAUUUCAAGUACACUUUUUCCACCAAUGGUUAGCAUACCAGAUCCAGACAAUCUGUAACAAGCUGCUCUGACUUUUGUUUAAUGGUGUGCUUGGUAUCAUUGCUUUGUUUUUAAGCAGUUUUCAUUAAUACCUGGAAAAGGCAAUGAUUUCUGCAUUGGGAUGCAGUAAGGAAAAAUUACAGCCAGAACCAAUCUUCCUGAAGUGAAAACGGGGCGGGGGGGGGGGGGGUUGUCAUCUUUUUUAUUGUUGGAGAGAGACCAUAGUUUGCUACUUAUGGUAUGUACACAAACCGCAGUUUCAUGUCUGGUGAAUAAGGUUUUGCAGGUUUAUAUAUUGUUUCAAAAUCGUGCAAAACCUGUUUGCCUCACAAGUAGUAGAGAAAUAAACAUGCAGGGCAAAUAUCUCAAACUAUUUCAGCUCAUUUAGGACGUGCUGGGCUGGAUCCCAAACAACCAGGAUUUGUGCCCCACUUCACAACUUUCUACCCAGCCCCUGCAGGCCAAAAUCCCCCCCCCCAAAUAAAUACUGUCCCCCAGGACAAGCAUUUUGGGCUGCAAAGGGAGGGAAAGGUGAGAAAGUCAUACUCUGCUGAUGAGACUCCUUCCAAGCGAUCCAUGCCACUUCUGUCUCCAGCCCUUGUUCCAGCAGAUUGUCCCUUAUUCUUCCUUCUCUCCAGUUGCCUUUUUUCUAUAAUUAAAAGAUUAUUCUGUAUUUUGGAAAAGCAGAUAUCCAAGGUGGCCAUGUGGGUGAAAGUUGCAUCUUUUAGCUGAUGCCAGAAUAGGGGGAUUUCUGCUUUGUCUGCCCAAGAGAAGUGUUUGGAGUAAGAAUCCACAGUAACAUCUCACUAUUUUGGUGUCUUUUUAAAACAAUCUCCCCAUCGGCAAGGGAGGAAAGAUUCCUGUAGUCUCAUUUCAAAGAAAUACUGCAUUUAUCUGACUCCACCAUGGUUACCAGAUUAUGAAGAUCCUGCAUCUCUGGCAAUCAGACAUAAUUCUCAUCAUGCAGUUACUGCAAGUUUAAAAGUCUGUAUUGUGGAGUAAUUUCAUGCUUGUGGUCUCUCGGAGUAGGAAUGUUUUGCUAUCAUCCUUGUCUCGUACUGUUUUGAAUCAGUCCAAGGUUAUCUUUGAUAGUGAACAAACUCGGGUGAGUGAGUUGCUGUCUAAAUCAGUAGUAUUUGCAGAUUUCCUGGAAAACCUGUAUUACCUUGAAAAAUUAGGAAGCCUUCAAGGAGAAAAAGCAGUGGCAGACUCAACUCAGAAAAAGCUGUGGCAGACUCCACUAUUACUAAAUUUCUGCAGUGUAUAGCUCCGUGGGAACGUUGGAUGUGUAUAAGUAGAGCAACGAGGCCCAGUGGGUGUGGAUGUCACCCUGGGUGAACUGACUAUGCACCCACAAAUCCUUUCCAAUAUGAAAUAAUUAUUUAGUUAUAGGCUCCCCUGAUUGAUAGAAAGCUUGAUAGCCAUCAAUCAAGGUAUCGUCCCAGCCUCUUUGAAAGGUUCAGGUGGUUCAAUUUCAGUACAGAUAUGUUGUUUUCUCCCCCCAAUAAGGAUUUGUCAGUGAGUAGCACUGUUUGUCAUGGCUAUGAGUCUGUGGUGGGACAUCGAUGGUUCAAGAGGGGCAGAUACCUUUGUUUGAGUACUCCUACGUCACAACUGCUCAAGAUCAAUGACAAAGAAAGCCCAAAAAUUCCAACCAGGAUUCAUCCAAGGAAUGAGUAGAAAUUUUAGACUGCCCUGUUCGCUUUUCUCAUUUUACUAGAAGCUGGCUAUACUUUGUUUGUGUGUAUGUGUGUGUGUUUCACUCCCUGGUAUCUAAGUCACUGAUGUAGGAUUGGGGCAGGUUAGAUUAUCCUGCUUUGUCUUCUCAGAUAAGGCAGAGAUCCUGAUUUUUCAGAGGCCAAAGCAGUGCAGCAGUUUAGGUGACCACAUCUGAGCCCUGCAUCCCUUUGCUUCCCUUUUGGUAGCUUGGAGGAGAAUCAUCUUCCAAAUCUUGGAAUUCUUGGCUGAAACUGAUGUUGAACUGGGCAAGGAGAUGACCAUCUCUUUGUAUCUGGAGGAUGGGUUAUUUUCCACGUUAAUACCCUUCUCCAGCACCUUUUUGGCAUUUCUUAGAUUAGAAUUUGCCCCCUCAGCGCGACUCAAAUAAGGUAACAUUGAAAGGAAUGACUUGCUAUGCAUCUUUGGGCAAAGAUGUGGGCAUCUGUGUAAUAAAAAGAAACCUUUGUAUUAUUUUGAUGUAUUCCUGGAAUGGGGGGAGGUAGUCACCAGUUUUAUAAUUAGGCUAUGAAAUAGCUCCUCUUUUAAGAUGGUACAGUGGUGAAAGAUGAGCUUUUUUGUUGCUCUAGACCAGGCUUGUCCAACUCUGGUACCCCCCAGAUGUUCAUGGACUACAAUUCCCACCAGCCCCUGCUAGCAUGGCCAAUUGGCCAUGCCAGCGGAGGCUGAUGGGAAUUGUAGUCCAUGAACAUCUGGGGCACCAGAGUUGGACACCCCUGCUCUAGACCAUGAAUCUUUCCUCUGCAGCCUGUUUAGUGGUCUGCUUCAUGCCCUGUAGAUUCUUCUGGUGCUUGGUGAGGACCUUAGUCUUUUUCAUUCACAACCCUGCCCUUCCGCUCUCUUUGACUCAUUCACAUCUCUUCCUAUCCUUCCAGUGUUGGUCUACAUGAUAAGUAUAUACUAUAAAGCCCUGAGCUGUAGGUGUCAAAAGUAACUAUGGAAUGUGAUUUUAGUCCUCUUGUGGGUGCUUUAUUCUCUCUUUUUGUUCUUUUCUUCCUUUCUCUAUCCCCUUCUCCACUCAUCUUUUGGCUCAGUGGAAAAGGUGAGGACAAAGACUUGCUGCUUGCUUGGAGUCAUGAUGAUGUUCCCCGUGACUGCGCUAUUAGCUGCCUCCUUCUCCCUCCCCUUUUCUCCCCCACCCUCCAAUGGAUAUAAGAUUUUCUGAAGUGUGGAAAUACCUUUCUUGAUAAGUAGGUUUAAAAAAAAUGCACAAUGUGGUCCUGUUUCAUAGUUCCUAGGUGGUUGUAUUAAAAAAAAAAGUUAAUGUGGUUUCUGUGUUUUUAAAAGGAAAAAAAAGUGAUUGGUUUAUUAAUCUGUCCUUUUUCAUUAUAACAAGCUUUGUUUUCCAAGGUU
Molecule: messenger RNA, 9094 nt
Organism: Sphaerodactylus townsendi
Lineage: Eukaryota; Metazoa; Chordata; Lepidosauria; Squamata; Sphaerodactylidae
Gene: XPR1
Product: xenotropic and polytropic retrovirus receptor 1
Exons: 15
Coding region: 296-2368 (690 amino acids)
Biological process (GO): cellular response to phosphate starvation; phosphate ion transport
Cellular component (GO): Golgi apparatus; plasma membrane; cytoplasm
Molecular function (GO): inositol hexakisphosphate binding
Source: RefSeq, a predicted model, not a curated record